UAAGUGUUCAGUAAUCAGUGUUUGCAACGUACAGUAUAACAAUUUCGGAUUUAACGAUAAUACAAUGGGCGUUUAAAUAAUAUUGACCGGUUUUCUAUGUCGAGGCCUGUGUUUUAAAAGUGUUAAAAUAUAAUAAAACGAAUAAUUACCCAUAUUAUCGUCAGAAAAUACGACACAUCUGAAGAUGACUGCAGAAUGGGGCAGCCUGCCUCUACUCUCUCUGAGAUGCAUAUUAGAUCAUCUCAGUACAGAGGAUGCACUUGCAGCACUGUCCACAUGCCGUCACUGGCGCAGUGCCAUUUUACUAUAUGAGGGACGGAAAGAAACAUUGAAGCUAAAUGUGAAACGCCUUGAAAGGAACCUGUUCGUGACAAGACUGUUCAAGAAGUACACCAGACGACUUCAAGUUAUCAUAGACAGUGACGUUAAGGAUCUGGAGAACUUUAUGAAUUAUGUCCUGCCACAAUUCUUCGACACUCACACUUUACAAGAACUAGUAUUUAUUGGGCCAGUUUAUUUGCAACAGAAGAAUAUUAUACCAGCUUCAAAAAUAAAUCGAAUUAUAACCGAAAGUUUAAUAUUUAAGAACUCUCACUGCCUACAGAGAUUCGUUUUGUUGGGUUGUGCCAUGGCUCCAGUGAAAAAUGAAAACGAUAGAUAUACACAUAAAAAUGUAGAAUAUUAUUCGAGGCCGCUCACAUUUAACGCAGUAACACCCGCCGAUACAGUUUUCUCAGGAUGCAACGCUGGUUUGAUGGCAUUUUCUUCUUUACGACAUCUGAUCUUCGACUUCGAUCUUCUAAGCACGAGUACGUUAGUCACUCUAUCGCAUUUGAGGCACGUGAGCGACCUCACACUGAACAUCGGACAGAAGAGACCGGUCAACUUGCCGCUAGUGGACUGGUCCUGUGCUAGCCGCGGACUCAGGGUCACCCUUAUUAUUAUAACAGUCCCACACUGCAUGAUGAAUAUGGUAAUCGAAGAGGUUUUCAUCGAGGGUCUACCACUGUUCUCACUGAAGGUUAUGUUUUGUGAAACGUUACACGUGGGUAUCCUAAAGCGUGUCGUGCUAUUGUACAAAGAGACGAUACGUGAAUUCGUCUGGGUCGAUUCUCCGGGCAACUCAGUUGACAUCUGCAGUAGGAUUAUAAAGCAUCACCGAGAGCCCAAUGAGCUUACAAUGUCAAACGUGAAUCCUAUUAUUUUAUUGUGCUGGCAGUGCACUAAUUUGAAACGACUUGUCUUACACGGUUACUGGGUAUGGCAGUACGAUCUUCUAGGGAUAGUAAGACUGCGUAGAAGUCUUCAAGAUCUAGAAAUAUCUGCUAUAUACAACAGACAAAGUCGUUUUACGUCGGCGACUCGCUGCGACCAUAUGGUUCGAGUUCUAGCUACAGACACACAGAAAAUGCUCGACCCUGACUAUGUUAAACAAGUAAACUCAUUCACGGAGUUCGAGUGGGCGCCUGUGGGCUGGGAGCGCCUGCACCCCGCGCUGCGGCCGCGCGCCUCGCUGGCGCAGCGCGUCGACUACGUGCUGCGCGAGAGCCUGCGAGCCGCACCGCGCGCGUGA
This is a messenger RNA of Melitaea cinxia (Glanville fritillary), 1573 nucleotides long. RefSeq lists its product as uncharacterized. The transcript is spliced from 12 exons. Gene Ontology annotation, molecular function: protein binding. Gene Ontology annotation, biological process: positive regulation of protein ubiquitination; SCF-dependent proteasomal ubiquitin-dependent protein catabolic process. The coding region runs from base 185 to 1573 and encodes 462 amino acids. Gene Ontology annotation, cellular component: SCF ubiquitin ligase complex. Lineage: Eukaryota; Metazoa; Arthropoda; Insecta; Lepidoptera; Nymphalidae. The record is from RefSeq and is a predicted model, not a curated record.